This is a messenger RNA of Corythoichthys intestinalis (scribbled pipefish), 10978 nucleotides long. It is a transcript of the gene ncoa2, whose product is annotated as nuclear receptor coactivator 2. Bases 2196 to 6611 code for a protein of 1471 amino acids. The transcript has 22 exons. The record is from RefSeq and is a predicted model, not a curated record. Gene Ontology annotation, biological process: cellular response to hormone stimulus; positive regulation of transcription by RNA polymerase II. NCBI's taxonomy places the organism in Eukaryota, Metazoa, Chordata, Actinopteri, Syngnathiformes, Syngnathidae. Gene Ontology annotation, molecular function: protein dimerization activity; nuclear receptor binding. Gene Ontology annotation, cellular component: nucleus.
UUAAAACAGUAUAUUAAAGCCGAUAUUGCGACAUAUUUGCUGUUUUUAAUGUUUAGUAGCACCGCUGCGCACGCCCAAUGUGACGUGUACAAGUGCUGAUGUUAACGGCGCGGUCUCGCGGCGCGGGAGCCUUUGAUAUGCAUACCGAGGAAGCCCCCCUCAAUCCCCCGCAAUUCUUGCACUUUGGAGGCAGGAUUCAGAAUUUUUCGUCUUUGUCUUCCGUCUUCGCCGACACCAUAUGCACGCGAGGCGCGUCCGCUGCUCAGUCAUUACGUCUUUGUAUCGCAGAGUCGCCAUGUAAACUGCCCCUUAGUCAAAAUAACUUAAACCCAAUGGCAGCCAAUGAGUUAAAAAUUCAAGUCGAGCAACCACAAAAUGUUUUGUUUUGUUUUUUUAAUUCUGUUCACAAUUCUUUCAAAAACAAACAUAUUAUCAUGGUUUAUGACAACCAACUUAAAGGUACAUGAGGAGCUUCCACACGAGUAAUGCAAAAACCAGACUGUACUUUUUCAGUCCAACGCAUGCUGUUAUCUGCAUGUGUAAACACGGCGAGUAAAAAAGGUGCAAAACCUCGACAAACAAGUCUUUCAGCUCUCGACUUCAACCGAACUUUGUCUCCCGAGGCUUAACAAACUCCGAAGUGCAUUCUUGAUAACACCCGGCGCUGCGAUGCGCUCACUGGAAGGUAUUUAUAAACGCGUUGACGCCACGCCAGCGAAUGUCAACGGCCGCCUCUGAUGGAGACACUGACUCGUGCCAGGUGCCGGCACAUCUGUUGCUCAAACGGCAGCUGCUUUGGCUGCGACUUUGGCGACAGUCGACGCCAGAGUCAAUAUAGCGGCAGCGUGGUAGUUUAGCUUCUGUUGUAGUCUUAAAGGAACAGCUAAAAAAGACACAGAAGAUCCGAGUGAAAGUCUUUGGCCAAUAACAGGAAGUAGAAGCUCGUCUUGUGACUUGUCAGCACCUCAGCUGCACAGCUCUUGUGCACCGUUUACGCGUCGGCCGCCAUUUAAUGCCUGUCACAGUUUGUACGGAAUGAGUCCCGGUCCAGCCCCCGGGCUGUACAGUGGAGGCAAAAGUGGGGGAAGGGAGGCAUCAGCUGACACAACUAUGUCACUGACUUUAUUAACUACAAAGCAAUCCUCAAGAGCAGGACACAUUUGUAAAAUAUUUAGCUGGAGGUAGAUGGUGUCUUCACGCUUUAACGUGGGAAGGACAACAUUUUAGGCCAUGACUUUACAACCCCUGGCAUUAGCUGAUUAGGACCUGACACAGGAACAAGUAAUUGGAACGGACAGUAGAGGGAAGGAAUAAUAAAACAAAAAGGGAAAAAAGCAAAGCACAGCAGCUCUCUCUCUUGCCAUUUAACUCUAGUAAGUUCCACGCUGAAACAUAGUGACAAGCAGGUCAGGUAGACCCGAUGACUAAGACUAUUUAACCUUCUAUGGGGCAAAGCUAUUACAAUCAAAACGCUACUCUUUUCUUUUAGGGAAAUAACAGUCUUGCCGUCAUUGACUGUGUGUUGAAUGAAAAUAUUGUUAGCUUGAAUAUUGUCACUAAAAUUAGCAAGGGUUCUAGUCGUGAACUCAAAGGAAGUACUUAAUAACUGCGAAAACCCAGUUUUUGAUUAAUGACGUUUGCCCAAAUGAAUUUACAUUCUCGCCCGAAAAACACCCUUUAACCCCCACCGGGCGUGUUUGCAGUGUUCCCUCACUAAAUUCAAUUUCCUCUGAAUUGCCGUUAAUUUGUAGAUCUUAAGCAAACCUUUAGCGUGAUUCAUCCAGGGCAAUUAGAUCAGGUGUUUUCAUUCUUAUUGAAUUGAGGGCCAUCAGUGGGCAAUUCAAAAGGCACCCGGUCCGGGCUCCAUUGGCGCUUAGCCCUUCAGUGACCUGUUCACUUUCUGCCGCAUGAUCUCUCCACCCCCUUUGUCCCAUCUGAACCUGAUUAUCUGGCUCAUUAGCAUUGUUAUCCCGAGCUGGGUGUCAAAGCCUUUUCAUUCUGAAGAACCCUGUUGCCAGUCUGUUCUGGGCUGCUAUUGCUGUGAAGAAAUGGAGAAGACUGCAUGGGUGAUGAGGACUAAAGUAUUAACGAGUGCAGAAGUGGACGAUGAUUAGAGCUUUCCUGAUGUUGCCGUCUUGCAGCGAUGGCCUGAGGGAGUCUGCGCACUAAAACCAAGAGGCUGAUAUGCUUUGAGGAUGAGCGGCGUGGGAGAAAACUCGUCCGACCCUGCCAGGGCAGAGUCGCGGAAACGUAAAGAAUGUUCUGCUGAACUUCUUGGGCCCAGUCCGAAGCGGAGCAACGAGAAACGCAACCGCGAGCACGAGAACAAGUACAUCGAGGAGCUCGCCGAGCUGAUCUUCGCCAACUUCAACGACAUCGACAACUUCAAUGUUAAGCCCGACAAAUGUGCCAUCCUAAAGGAGACUGUGAAGCAAAUCAGGCAAAUCAAGGAGCAAGAAAAAGCGGCCGCCGCCAAUGAAGAGGAGGUACAAAAGGCCGAUGUGUCGUCCACGGGCCAAAGCGUGAUUGACAAAGAUGCCUUGGGACCCAUGAUGCUCGAGGCCCUUGACGGCUUCUUCUUCGUGGUGAACAUGGAAGGCAACAUCGUCUUCGUGUCUGAGAACGUGACUCAGUACCUGCACUACAACCAGGAGGAGCUGAUGAACACCAGCGUCUACAGCGUGCUCCACGUCGGAGACCACGCCGAGUUCAUCAAGAACCUGCUGCCCAAAUCCCUCGUAAACGGCGUGCCGUGGUCCAGCGAAGGUCCGAGGCGCAACAGCCACACCUUUAACUGCCGGAUGCUGGUGAACCCGCACGGCGAGAACCCGGAGCAGGCGCACGAGCACGAGCCGCAACAGCAGCAGAAGUACGAAACCAUGCAGUGCUUCGCCGUCUCGGAGCCCAAGUCCAUCAAAGAAGAAGGAGAUGACUUCCAGUCGUGCCUGAUCUGCGUGGCUCGCAGGGUCCCUAUGAAGGAGAGGCCCAUGCUGCCUACGCACGAGAGCUUCACCACACGCCAAGACCUCCAAGGCAAGAUAACCUCUCUGGAUACCAGCCUACUGCGGGCCUCCAUGAAGCCGGGCUGGGAAGACCUGGUGCGCCGUUGCAUCCAACGCUUUCACCUGCAGAACGACGGCGAAAUGUCUUUUGCCAAACGGCACCAGCAAGAAGUGCUUCGCCACGGUCAGGCCUUUAGCCCCAUCUACCGCUUCUCCCUUUCGGACGGAACCAUUGUAUCGGCCCACACCAAGAGCAAAUUGGUGCGCUCUCAUGCCACCAAUGAACCUCAGCUUUACAUGUCCCUGCACGUUCUUCAGAGAGAGCAGACGGUGUGCGGCAUGGGCCAGGACAUGGGUCCCGGCGCCCAAGCCACGGGCAUGGCUCCAAAGCCCAUGAACUCCUCAACCCCCUCCAUGACUCCGCCAACCCCGGGCAGCUUGCCAGGCGCAGGACCUCAGGGCCAAGACAUUAGCAACAGCACGCCUUUCUCCCCUCCGGGCCCCGCUGGCCCCAGAGAGCCGGCGGCAAUGGGGGGGCACAUGCAGGGCUACCGCUACGGCUGCCCCCCGCCGCACAGUCACGCCGGAGGGAUGCAGCCGCCGCAACAGGGCCAAAACUGGAGAAUGAACAGUCCUUCCCGUGCCAGCCCCAGCCCAGUCGGCGGCCCCCAUCCGCCUCAGCAGAACUGCAUGCUCUCCCCCAGGCAUCGCGGCAGCCCCGGGGGAGCGGGCAGCCCACGUGUCGGCCUCCACUCUCCCUCCCCGGUGGGGAUGGGUGGCGGCUCCACGAGCGGCCACGGCAACAGCUACACCAGCAGUUCUCUUUCAGCCCUUCAGGCCCUAAGCGAGUGUCACGGAGUCGGUCACGGGCACACGCUGGGGUCUCCAGAUCGGAGGAUAGGUUCCCCUGCGAGCGCCCCGGCGGGAUCCGGGCCUCAUCUCUUGUCGAGACCGGGACCGGGUACCGUGGACUCUUUCGAUGCGGGACAAGGCGGACACACGCCAGGUCAGACUGACGGUAACCUCACCGACCCCAAAGAAGAGCCCCAGGACGACGCUCACGCUCGUCUUCAGGACAAGGGGCAUACUAAGCUUCUCCAGCUGCUGACCACCAAAACCGAGCCUUUGGAGACGCCCCUUUCCCCCAACGCUGGUGCGGAGAGCAAAGACGGACCCGGGGUUCGCGGCGGCCUUUCUGGCGUGACGACACACGCUACAUCCCUUAAGGAGAAACACAAAAUCCUUCACCAGCUGCUUCAAAACAGCACGUCUCCCGUGGACCUGGCUAAACUUACCGCGGAGGCCACCGGGAAGGAGCUGGGUCAAGAGCAAGGCCAGGGUGCUUCCGGCACAGACGGUACCCUAAAGCAGGAACCUCUGAGCCCCAAGAAAAAGGACACCACUCUACUACGUUCCCUAUUGGGCAAGGACGACGGCGGGCUGAAGGACAAGACAGCCAAGCUGGAGCCCGGAGAGGUGAAGGUGGAAGGGGGCAAACAUCCACUUGUCAAAACUGAGAAACCAGACGCUGGGUACGAUCAAGCUGAACAGUCGUCGGAGCUGGACGACAUUUUAAACGACCUCCAGAAUGCCCAGCCGCAGCUGUUCUGCGAGCCGCGGCCCGUGUCGCUGCCCAGUCCCAUGGACAAGCAAAACAUUAUCAACGACAUCCUGCAGAUGUCCGAGAACAGCCCGGCGGCGGCACACCCGCAACACAAGAACGUCGCUGGUGGCAUGGGUCCCACGAAUUUUGCUGGCGUACGAGCAGGCUUGCCCGGUAGGGCCGGACCGGCCAGGAGCGUGUCGCUAGAAAUGAGCGCGUCGCCGCAAUACCCCAUGAGAAACACCAGUCCUUACACGCUUGUUCAACAGCAACAGCAGCAAGGCAUGGUGGGAAACCACGGCAUGAUGGCGAACCAGGCCAAUAUGGUCGUCCCGGGAAUGAUGGGUCCGGGUGCCGCUCGUCAGCAAGAAGGUUGGGCGGGCUCAGCCUUGACUCCUCAAAUUGCCCAAGGUCGGAUGGGCCCUGGCGGCGCCCCCAUGAGGUCAGGCGGGCAGCCUGGGCCGAGGCAAAUGCUCCAGACCUCUAUGAUGUCCAAUGCCCAACCCGACAUGGACAUGAGUAUGGUGGGCCACUUCACUCAGCAGCAACAGCAGGCUCCGCCCAAUCAGACGGCACCCUGGCCGGACAGCAUGAUGCCCAUUGAGCAGACUGCUUUCGUCAACCAGAACAGGUCACUACACCCGACUCCUCAGGAGGAUUUGCUGUGUAGUAUGGGCCUGGGCGGGAGCGAAGGGGGUCCGGUGGACGAAGGGGCUCUCAUGUCUCAGCUCUACACGGCGCUGAAGGAUUGCGACGGUCUGGAGGAACUGGACCAGAUGCUUGGCAUCCCUGCUCUGAUAGAACAGAACCAGACACUAGACCAGGACCAGUUCCCACAAGACCCUUCCUCCUUGAUGCUGGAGCAGAAGCCCCCCAUGUAUGGCCAGCAGCAGUUUGGCCCGCCUCCCUCCCACAUGGCGCAGAGGGGCUACCCUGGCGCGCCCAUGCAAGAGGCGGGGUUCCACCCCAUGGCUGGCCAGAUGGCGCCGCGGCCCGGGUACCCCAUGAUGAGAAUGCAGGCCCGGGCGGGACUGAGGCCCGGCGGGGUGGUCCCGAACCAGCCCAACACGCUGAGGCUACAGCUGCAACAUCGGCUACAGUCGCAGCAGAACCGACAGCCAAUGAUGUCUCAGAUGAGUAGCGUGUCAAAUGUCAACCUACCUCUCAGAUCCAAUGCUCCCAAUCAGCAGGGGACCAUCAACGCCCAGAUGCUAGCGCAGCGUCACCGCGAGCUGCUGAGCAACACCCUUCGACAACGGCAACAGCAACAGCAGCAGCAGCAGAGGAGCAUGGCCAUGCGGGCGCAGGGCCUCAACUUGCCACCCAACAUGAGCAACCCGCGGAUCCCCCAGGCCAACCCCCAGCAGUUCCCCUACCCGCCCAACUACGGUACCGGUACAGGCCUGGCCUCGCCACCUCCUCCUAGCAGCCCCUUCUCCUCCUCCUCCUCGCCUCUGUCCUCCCCCAGCCUGCCGUCUCUCGCCACCAACCCCCAGCUCCACUUGCAUGGCACCUCCUCUUCCUCCUCCACUUCCUCCUCCUCCUCCUCCCAGCAGAUGAUGAUGGGAAACACAAACAUGAUGGGCGGACAGUACGGGGCCGUACUCAGCCCCCAAAUACAGCACAGUGCCUUUCAGUUUCCCAACUCAGGUAUGAGCCAGCAGGCAGAGGGCGGUUUCGGGGGUCCCGGCGCGCCACCUAGCCCGCUGCUGUCCCCGCGAGUGGCGCAUGCUCAGCAAUCCCCCAUGAUGCAGCAGGGCCCGGGCGGCGCCCCCUUCCAGGGCUCGCCCGACAUUAACGGCUGGACACAGGGGAACGUGGCGGGCAACAGCAUGUUCUCACAACAGCAGGCGUCCCCUCAGUUCACCCAGCAGCAGCAACAGCAGCAGCAGAAUAACGGCAGCAUGUACAAUGGCGUCCCCGGAAUGGGGCAAAUGGGCCAGAUGGGCGUCACCAUGUCGUCGCCCGGCUUACCCUCCAUGGGACAGGAGCAGAAAUACUGUUGACUCGUAUUGAGUUGGACCUCCGGAGCAAAAAAAAAAGUGUGCGAACGUAAGCGACCCGCAGCCCUCAAAGAUGACAAAAAUACAGCCAGGCUUCUGUCUGCAUUCACCGUAGUGUGACUUACUGUAGGCCCCGCCUCUUUUUUCGUCCUGAUGAAUGUAUUCCUCUCAGCGGACUGCGGCUAUUUACAAUCUCAUCUCGAAAAAAAAAGAAAAAGAAAACCAAACCGGUUUCUCACGGGAAAAAAAGUUUGCCUUUUUAAACGGUUCCUUAUUGUACGACGAUAAUUCAUCUUGUUCGGGGUGCGGCGCGUGAGGUUGAAGUCGUGGCAAACACUGCAGAAGAAUGAUUUGAGGUUUAUAUAGUGUAUUAAAUUAAGUUUUAUUUUUCUGUAUAGAUUCCGUUUUAAUAAGAAUAAUUCCUGUAGAUGGCUUUAUCUUCGUAGCAUCUGAGACUUAAUAAGAGACUAUUCUUUAAAAAAGAAGUCCAAAUCGAAUGAAUUGUACAUACCGAUAAGUAAUACUGUUUUUUUUUUCUAUUUAUUUGAUUUCUCUUUUGUGUUUAGUCCGCCCUGUCUGCUUAUUAUUUUGUUUUCUUCAUUUUUUCUUGAUUUUCACCACAUCCGGUACAAAGCAGAGCAGGGUGAGGCUGGGUGUAUACAGUGUACAGAUAUCGCUUAUUACUGCUUCUUCUCGCCUUUAGCGUAGACACGGUCGACACAGCCAUACAAUAACUUUUAAAUAAAAACAAGGAGCUUUCUAUGUUGUUCAAUACAAGCUGCUAGGUGCAUUUUUGGUGUCAUGUAAACGAGCAAUAACUUUUUUUUUUUUUGUAAUUCUUGUACAGUUUCCUAAAUGGAAGGAAAGAUACUUUUUUGGGGGGGAUGCAGUGUUAAAAGGCCCUUAUUUUUAAUGCUGUUUUUAAGACAAGUUUUGGAUUAUGCAGCACUUGGCCGAGGCUCUUAAUAGACAGACAGCCAUAUUGAAACGUCCUCAGGCAGUUGUUGGAGCUAAAAUGGCGCAAAAAAAAGUUUUUUUUUUUCGUGCCACGCUUUUUUUUUUUUUUUUAAUAUCUGUCGGAUUUCAGGGGUGGGGAACCUGCGAUUCGAAAACAUUUUCAAGUUACAUUUAUUGGAAAGUAGCGUUUUAGCCACACAAAAGUAAUCAUAAUGGAUUGGAUGUUUAUACUAACUACCACAACACGUACUAUGUGAGUGCAAUGCACACAUAAGCUGGAAGUUUUUCAGGUACAGCAAGUAUAAGCAGUUAAAAAAAUCAAUUUCAGAAACAUUCUAGCUUUAGAAAUUCCCAAUUCCUGCUCAUUUAAACUUAUUAAAAUGCAUUUUUUUAAAAUGACAUUAGAUCAUGAAGAAACGCAAACAUAACAUUGUGUCGUAAACUAUGAAAAUGUCUUCACACCCCUUUGUUAACCCAUCAUUAAGCAAGUGAUUUUUUUUUUUUUUUUUUUUUUUAUGAUUAGGGCUGCAGCAAUCGAUUAUUUAAGUAAUGAUUAAUCUAUCAAGUAGUUUGAAUAAUCGUGUAAUUUGAUUAGGAACAUUUAAUGUGUUGCAGAAUCAAUUUUAGCAGAUGUAUAACAAAGGUUUACUAAGAUUAUACUUUCAAAAGAGGAUUAAAUGCAAAUGCUAAAUAAAAUUCCCGAGUGUUUCUUCAAACUAUGCAGAAUUUCAUAGAAAAGAUGAAAAUGAAUGAGGAUCUAAGUACAACAAAAGAGCAAUUGGCUAAUUUGCAUUGCAAAAGUCCGCUAGCUUAAAUGCUAUAAAAUGCUUGUUUUUUUAACAAUGCUCAUAACAAAUCGUUCUAACACAUAUUCUACUAAAGAUAUCUAUAAACUAAAUUAUGAAUGCAUAAAAAACAUACAAAAAAAAGAACAAAUGGCCAAAUUGCAUUGCAAAAGUCUGCUAGCUUAAAUGCUAUAAAAUGCUAAUGUUUAACAAUCCUCAUAACGAAUCGUUCAAACACAUUCUGCUAAAGUAAAAAAAUGAAUGAGGAUCUAAGUACAACAAAAGAGCAAUUGGCUAACUUGCGUUGCAAAUGUCUGCUAGCUUAAAUGCUAUAAAAUACUAAUGUUUUUUAACAAUGUUCAUAACAAAUUGUUCAAACACAUAUUCUGCUAAAGUAAAAAAAAAAAAUGAAUGAGGAUCUAAGUACAACACAAGAACAAUUGGCUAACUUGCAUCGCAAAUGUCCGUUAGCUUAAAUGCUAUAAAAUGCUAAGUUUUUUAACAAUGCUCAUAACAAAUCGUUCAAACACAUAUUCUGCUAAAGAAAAAAAAAGAAUGAGGAUCUAAGUACAACACAAGAACAGUUGGCUAAUUUGCAUUGCAAAGGUUUGCUAGCUUAAAUGCUUUAAAAUGCUAGUUUUUUUAACAAUGCUAAAAAAUAAAUUGUUCACAUAUUCUGCUAAAGAUAUCUAUAGACUACAUUGCAAAUGCAUAAAAAUCAUACAAAAAAAGAACAACUGGCUAACAUACGUUGCAAAUGUCUGCUAGCUUAAAUGCUAUAAAAUGCUAAUGUUUUUUAACAAUACUCAUAACAAAUCGCUCAAACCCAUAUUCUGCUAAAGAUAGCUAUAAACUAAAUUACGAAUGCAUAAAAAACAUUUGCUCAAACAAAACUUAACUUUUGUUGGUUUUAACAGGAAGCAGCUGGAUUCAGCCAUGUUAGAUGAGUUGUGUCUUAGUCACUGUUGCCACGAGAGGGACGUGUAUCCAACCAAAUCAAUAAAACAAAAUGCAACAAUGUGAAAACAAACCAUUACAACGGCACUCUAAUUAAACGAAUCUUUGAAGCAGCAAAAUUUCAUUCGAAGAUUUUUUUUCUAAUUGAAUUAGUCGAGUUAAUCGACUAAUUGUUGCAGCACUAAUAAUCAAUUAUUAUAAUACUAGUAAUAAGUAGUAAUUAAGCAAGUAAUAAGUUAAUACAUGCUUUUUUUUUUAAUGUUAGAUUUUUGUAGAAGGUAUAGCAUUUUCAAGAGGGGUGUGUAUACUACUUUUGUCCAAUUUUUGAAACUGAUAGUUAAGCCUUAAUACCCUACCCACACAUUGUAUUUACAUAAAAACCAUAAAUUAAGUAAAGAUUUUUUCCCCCCCCCAUCAAGUCCAGUUAUACAGUUGAAUCCUAUUGUCAAAAUGGCUGCCGGAGAACCUUUCAAAAACCGAAAAUGGUUCCCCACCCGCACCCUCAAAAAGUUCAAUUGGAAUUCAGAAUUUGUCUUUUCAAAACAUACAUUUUUACGUUUUACACACUUAUGACAAAGGAAAAAAAAUCAAUGAUGUCAGGUCAACAGGGUCCAAUCAGAGACAGUGUUUAAUAUUUUUUCGCAAAUUAUCCACAAUUAUUUGAUGAUUUUGGGGGGGUUUUCGCGAUGACUUACAAUGAAUGGUCCAAUUAAUUUAAACGGGAAGGACCGGCUGUGAAUGAUAAUCCUUUAGUGCCAUUGGCAGUAGAUUUGUUCAUUCGUCCCCUUCCAGUCACAAUAGAUUUAUUAAAGUUAACUGAAUAACAAAAAAAGUCAUAAUUUGUGCAUGACAAGAAAAUAAGGGACGAAUUGGACGUCUAGCACCGUCAAUGGCAGCCAAUGAGUUAAUUUCCACUUUUUGUGAUUAUUCAAUGCUUAAAUUAUUCAACGCUAAUACAAAUAACCUGCACCAAGGACUUUUUGACUACAUUACAUUGGCGUAUAUUCUUAAUCCUCUGUCAAGAGCAGCUAAUAAGACUCUCCAAUGAAUUUCUGAAAAAAACACUGUUUUUGAUUGAAUCAAAUUAGCCUUCUUGAGCCAUUUUUAGCGCUUUUAUCCCAGCCCGUCGCAAAAUGACUUCCAAAGAACGCGGAAAAGCCAUGAGCGGGCAACGAUCACUUUCCUGAACGACAACUUAGCCUCCUUUUAACGCCCUUUUGUAUCGUCUGCCAAUUUCCUAGCGUUUAAAAAAACAAAACAAAAAAAACAAAUAAAAAGCUAGCAUAUUGCCUUAGAUCUUGUGCGCUCUUGUAUGAUACAUGGCCGUGUGUAUACAUUUGUAAAAUGACUUGUACAAAACUACCGGGUGCGACAUCAUGAUCCACAAAGGAAGCGCUAUUUCAUGUAUUAUACUAGAUUUCUUGUUUGCUUUUCCACAGCUGGUGUGAAUGCAUCCCGCAUUGUUCACAAGAAUCACACUGUACCCCCCCCCCCCCCACCACCACCCUUUUGUGUGUGUGUGUGUGUGUGUGCGUGCGCACGUGUGAGAGCGUUUUAUGCAAAAGUAACGUCAAACCACAGGAGAAGUUAAAAACCACAGUUAUGCAAGUUGUGAACUAAUAUGGCUUCGCUGAUGCUAUUUGCCUUGUAAAUAAAGAAUUCUGUUAUUGA